Messenger RNA from Torulaspora delbrueckii, 1341 nucleotides. RefSeq names its product Brl1p (gene BRL1). Gene Ontology annotation, biological process: nuclear envelope organization; lipid homeostasis. Bases 1 to 1341 code for a protein of 446 amino acids. NCBI's taxonomy places the organism in Eukaryota, Fungi, Ascomycota, Saccharomycetes, Saccharomycetales, Saccharomycetaceae. The record is from RefSeq and is a predicted model, not a curated record. The transcript has a single exon. Gene Ontology annotation, cellular component: nuclear envelope; nuclear membrane.
AUGGAGCAAUUUGGCAGUCUGAGCCUUGAAGAUGAAAUCGAUCAAAAAGCUCGAGAUGAAGACUUGAUGAGCAUUUCAAGGCUAACUAUCUCUGAUAAUACAUUUAAUGUCUCUCCACAGCUAAUGAGCAGGUACAUGCCCCAUUUUCCAGCACUUCCUUCGCCAUUGAGGAACUCUUUUAGUUUUGUGGAGGGCGAUCAGAUGGAGAUUGAUGAAUGUGAAGAUGGAUUGAGUAUACGAAACGAAAAUAAUGAUACCAACCCAAGUACUGAUGACAGGCAAGAACCAAGAGUGACUUUUGUUAUGCCCGAUGUGAGACAUGGACGUGAGAAGAAAAGCAGUGCAGUGAGAGAGGAGGUUGAAGAAGUAGAGGAGGACGACAGAAUAGAUCCCAAAGAGCACAAUGAACAAAGAGAGGAUGGAACCAGCAGCACAGCCGUUAUAAAAGCUUUAUUGUCACCGACGUCCCUAGGAGUAGCGGCAGCUACAAAGAUCGAUGGCAUACCGUUAGAGCCACCAAGAGAGAUCGGUCACCUCAACGACUCUGUCGAGUACACCAGUGGUCAUCAAUCACAACAGAUAGAUAUAGACACUAUAAAACAUGAUCUUAGGGCUCGCUCAAAAAAUCAACCAAUCCACGUCUCGAUCAACAACCAUCAUCACUAUUACCCUUCAUACGCCGAGCCUCAGAUGUCACAACCACCACUACACGAAGACAACAGGUACCGAUUACCUGUGCCUUGGUCAGCGGAAUCCCAUCCGACCUCUAGAGGCUCCUACGCGUUCAUGUCGUACUUACAACUUUUCCUCAAUGCAAUCACUGUCACAGCCAUAGUAACAGUGAUCAUUUCAUUCUUCAAAACACUCAAGGCAGACAUCAAAUCAACGUGGGAACACAGGCGACUAGAGUUAGCUUACGAAUCCUCAAGAUGCCAGAUCCAGUAUCUGGCCAACAAGUGUAACCAGGGAGGCCGCCCAGCACUACAAGCACAAUGCCAAUCUUGGGAGCAAUGUAUGAAUAGAGACAACGACAUCUUCUUCCGUGCUCGUUCGACACUGAGUGCUCAACUCUUCGGCGAAGUCAUCAACUCGUUCAUAGAACCCAUCGGAUGGAAAGCUCUCCUAGUAAUAUGGAUGGGCAUAGCAGUAUGGUUAUUCUGCUCAAACUUUUUAUUGGGCUUUGCACGAGCCAAGAGUUAUUACGGCGAACCUUCUCAAAGGAUCAUGACAUCAUCGUCACUAAUGCAUCGACAAGAACCCGAAUUUCUCGGACAAAGCAGGGAACAUAUCAAAGAAGAUUCGCAGAAUACAUUGAUAGACCUCCCCAGGGCCCAUCGGUGA